CUGCCUCCUUCCCUCUCGCCCGCCGGCGCCGGACACGCUGCACUUCUCUUGGGGCGCUUUUCCCCUUGGCCGACCGUCUCAUCCCGCGCAACUUUGGGACCGUGGCCGUUUGGUGUUGAAUGUUCUCCUCCGAGAGCGCAUGGCUGGGGAAGCGAGGUGCGGGCUCAAUCCCCGAGGGGCCGCCGUCUGGGAGGCGGUGCUGCUGCUGCUGUGCCUGGGGGUCCCGACCGGGUUCCCCUACAACGUGGACACCGAGAGCGCGCUGCUCUACCAGGGCCCCCCCAACACCCUGUUCGGCUAUUCGGUGGUGCUGCACAGCCACGGGGCGAACCGAUGGCUCAUAGUGGGGGCGCCCACGGCCAGUUGGCUUGCCAACGCUUCAGUGGUCAAUCCCGGCGCGAUUUACAGAUGCAAGAUCGGAAAGAAUCCAGACCUGAAUUGCGAACAGCUCCAGCUGGGUAGCCCUAAUGGAGAACCUUGUGGAAAGACUUGCCUGGAAGAAAGAGACAAUCAGUGGUUGGGGGUCACGCUUUCCAGACAGCCGGGAGAAAAUGGCUCCAUCGUGACUUGUGGGCAUAGAUGGAAAAAUAUAUUUUAUAUAAAGAAUGAAAAUAAGCUCCCCACGGGUGUUUGCUAUGGAAUGCCCUCUGAUUUACGAACAGAACUGAGUAAAAGAAUAGCUCCAUGCUAUCAAGAUUAUGUGAAAAAAUUUGGAGAAAAUUUUGCAUCAUGUCAAGCUGGAAUAUCUAGUUUUUACACAGAGGAUUUAAUUGUGAUGGGAGCCCCAGGAUCGUCUUAUUGGACUGGCUCUCUUUUUGUCUACAAUAUAACUACAAAUAAAUACAAGGCUUUCUUAGACACAAAUAAUCAAGUAAAAUUUGGAAGUUACUUAGGAUACUCAGUUGGAGCUGGUCAUUUUCGGAGUCCACAUACGACUGAAGUAGUUGGAGGAGCCCCUCAACACGAACAGAUUGGUAAAGCAUACAUAUUCAGCAUCGAUGCAAAAGAACUAAAUAUCUUACAUGAAGUGAAAGGAAAAAAGCUUGGUUCUUACUUUGGAGCUUCUGUGUGUGCUGUGGACCUCAAUGCAGAUGGCUUCUCAGACCUACUCGUGGGAGCUCCCAUGCAGAGCAUCAUCAGGGAGGAAGGCAGAGUGUUCGUGUACAUCAACUCUGGCUGGGGAGCAGUAAUGAAUGAAAUGGAAACAGAGCUCAUUGGAAGUGACAAAUAUGCUGCAAGAUUUGGGGAAUCUAUAGUUAAUCUUGGUGACAUUGAUAAUGAUGGCUUUGAAGAUGUCGCGAUUGGAGCGCCACAAGAAGAUGACUUGCGAGGUGCUAUUUAUAUUUACAAUGGCCGAGCAGAUGGGAUAUCAUCAGUGUUCUCACAGAGAAUUGAAGGACUUCAAAUCAGCAAAUCAUUAAGUAUGUUUGGACAGUCGAUAUCUGGACAAAUUGAUGCAGAUAAUAAUGGUUAUGUAGAUGUGGCAGUUGGUGCUUUUCGGUCUGAUUCUGCUGUGUUGUUAAGGACAAGACCUGUAGUGAUUGUCGAAGCUUCCUUAAACCAUCCUGAGUCAGUAAAUAGAACAAAUUUUGACUGUGUUGAAAAUGGAUUGCCUUCUGUGUGCAUGGAUCUAACACUCUGUUUCUCAUACAAGGGCAAAGAGGUUCCAGGUUAUAUUGUUUUGUUUUAUAACAUGAGUCUGGAUGUGAACCGGAAGAUAGACUCUCCAUCGAGAUUUUACUUUUCUUCUAAUGGAACAUCGGAUGUGAUCACAGGCAGCAUAAAAGUGUCAAGCAGAGGAGCUAACUGCAGAACACAUCAAGCAUUUCUGCGGAAAGAUGUGCGGGACAUCCUCACCCCAAUUCAGAUUGAAGCUGCUUACCACCUUGGGCAUCAUGUCAUCAGUAAACGAAGUACAGAAGAAUUCCCACCACUUCAGCCAAUUCUCCAGCAGAAGAAAGAAAAAGACGUAAUUGAAAAAACAAUAAACUUCGCAAGAUUUUGUGCCCACGAAAAUUGUUCGGCUGAUUUACAGGUUUCUGCGAGAAUUGGAUUUUUUAAGCCACAUGAAAAUAAGACCUAUCUUGCUGUUGGGAGUAUGAAGACAGUAAUGUUGAAUGUGUCCUUGUUUAAUGCUGGAGAUGAUGCAUAUGAAACAGCUCUGCACAUUAAACUCCCCUCUGGCCUUUACUUCAUUAAGAUUUUAGAUCUGGAAGAGAAACAAAUAAGCUGCGAAGUAACAGACAGCUCUGGCUUAGUCAAACUUGACUGCAGUGUUGGUUAUAUAUAUGUAGAUCACCUAUCAAGGAUAGAUAUCAGCUUUCUCCUGGAUGUGAGCUCUCUCAGCAGAGCAGAAGAGGAUCUCAGCAUCACAGUGCAUGCCACCUGUGCAAAUGAAGGGGAAACGGACGACCUGAAGCGUAACAGAGUGACUUUAGCAAUACCUCUCAAGUAUGAAGUCAUGCUAACUGUUCAUGGGUUUGUCAACCCAACUUCAUUUGUGUAUGGACCAAAGGAAGAAAAUGAGCCUGAGACGUGCAUGGCAGAGAAAAUGAACUUCACUUUCCAUGUUAUCAACACUGGCCAUAGCAUGGCUCCAAAUGUUAGUGUGGAAAUAAUGGUACCAAAUUCUUUUGCCCCCCAAACCGAUAAGCUGUUCAACAUUUUGGAUGUCCAGACUACAGCUGGAGAAUGCCAUUUUAAAAAUUAUCAAAGAAAGUGUGCAUUAGAGCAGGAGAAAGGUCCAAUGGAGAUCCUGAAAGACAUUUUCAAAUUCUUGUCCAAGACUGAUAAGAAGCUACUGUUCUGCAUAAAAGAUGAUCCAUAUUGUUUAAAUUUUUUCUGCCAUUUUGGGAAAAUGGAAAGUGGAAAAGAAGCCAGCGUUCACAUUCAGUUGGAAGGCCGGCCAUACCUUUCGGAAAUGGAUGAGACUUCAGCCCUCAAGUUUGAAAUAAGAGCAACAGCUUCUCCAGAGCCUAAUCCAAAAGUUAUUGAACUAAACAAGGAUGAGAAUGUUGCACACGUUUUACUUGAAGGACUACAUCAUCAAAGACCCAAACGUCAUUUCACAAUAGCGAUUAUUUCAAGUAGCUUGCUACUUGGACUUAUUUUACUUUUAUUGAUUUCAUACGUUAUGUGGAAGGCUGGCUUCUUUAAAAGACAGUACAAAUCUGUCCUACAAGAAGAAAACAGAAGAGACAGCUGGAGCUACGUUAACAGCAAAAGCAAUGAUGGUGAUUAAAGACUUCUUUCAAAUUGAGAGACUCAGGUUAACCAAAGAAAUUUAAGACUGUUUACAAGAAACCCCGAAUUCUGCUCAGAUUUCUAUGUACUUCAUUUACCAUGACCUUGUGACAUAUUAGGUCUCAAUGCACGUGAAAAAUCCCAAGCAAUGAUUACUCUUCGAGAGGAAAGUAAUAUCUCUGCUCUUGAUAGAAAAACACUAAAGCAUUCAAUUUAUUCAAGGUAAGUAAUCCCUCGAAGAUACCGUGAAAUGAAAGUGCUUCUGAAUUAAAUCAUAUUGAGGAAGUAAACAACUCAUUUGGAGAAGUCUUGGACUUGAAAUAUCAUUCCUUUAAAAGAAAUUAUUUGCCAUGUGUGCUUGCUUCAGUAAAAUAAACUCCACUGAAUAGGCAAUGAUUCAUUUCUAAUAGAUCUUUGAGACUUGUUGGAAAAAACCUAAAUAUUUUUAAAGAAUGAAGAGCUGUUCCUCAAUUUUCUAAUGAAUAAAAGAAGACCCCUAAUGUUUUAAAGCAGAUUUUAUCUGUAAAGACCUUUCUUUGUAAUACCUUUAUGAUGGGCUUUGAUCAACAAUGAUUUAUUCAGCAGUCUAUGUAAGAGUAUUAUGGGCCUGAGGAGCAAAUUUCAGACUGACCUUAUACACUGGUUUAAGCUUAAUGACUUCUGGAUAAUUAUUGUUUAUACAGCUAUGGAUUCUUUCUUUCUGUAUAUAUACAUAAGUUCUUAAAAAUGUGUUAUAGGAGGACUAGUGGAUUCAUACCUAUAUAAACAUUCUUUUAUCAAGGGUACCCAGGAGUAAAUUUCUAAAAUCCAUUUUUAGUGAAAUUUUCUACUUAUAAAAACAAUAGUACUUAAGAAUUCUAAUUUAUACUCUGAAACAGAUUGUGAAUGUUGCACUUUAGCUGAUAUUUCAAAUAUAAAUACACUGAUGUAUGUAAAAUAUGAAAACUGUACCUCACUAAUGACUCUUAAAAAGCCAAACUCUACGAAGACCAUGCUUAAGAGGCCAGUAUUUCAUAUAAAUUAGAUACUGUGUAAAAUAGUGACUGUCAAAUUAAGCAAAUGAACCUACUUGUGUAGAUAUUACUUUCUCCUCAAAUGUAUGUAUGAAAUGUGUUUUUAUCGGGUGUAUAAGCAUUCUCAUCUGCACAGAAUUAGAGAAACCAGUAAAUAUAAAUGUGACAUCAAAAUUUCCAUGAUCUAGGUUUUAGUGAUAAUCUUUACUAUUUAUUCAUGCAAUAUGAACUGGAUGCUGAUAGCUGCGGAAUAUAAUUUCAUCUGAUUUGUCCUAUAUCUGUCUUUACUAUGGAAGUGAUCAAAUAGUAAAAGACUUCCAUCUAUAUGAAGCCCCUGCCAACAGCUGUCUUCCUCAGGCUGUCUAAAUUCCUCUUAAGUUCUCUGUUCACGAGCCUACAGUAGUAGCUGGUGGCCAAAGAACAAGGCGGGCAGAGCUUCGUGCAGGCAUUCGAGGAAUGAAGCCCAAUCUGUGAGCAUGAAGCCUCCUGAAUGCGGUCAUUAAUUAAACUUAAAAAGGUAUUCUUUCAAAGUAUUAUAUUAGCAAAAGAUUUGCUUAAGCAAAGUCAUUCUUUCAGAUUUUUCUGGAAUCAUUGGUGGAGGAUGCUCCCUGAGGAACUUUACAUUUGGCUUUCUAUUCAGAAAUGAUAGCAUUUGGGGCAUUACUGAGUGCACUAAAACCAGUGUGCUAGGACUGCUGGAUACCAGGACUUUCAGAAGCAAAACAGCUCACUAGUUAGCUAUUUUGCAUACUUUAAAACGUGUUAUGGAUUUUAAAAGACUUCUUUAAAGAAAAUCAGGGAAUAGUCCCAAAAGUGGUACCCUAACAACUUAAAACGCUUAUCUUUUUGGCAGAUAAUGUAGGUAUUGGAAUGAUUUUGAAAUCUGGAUUAGUAUCUCAUCAGGGCAUCUUGAGGUAACGUCGGGCGUCCAUCUGUACCAGGCUCUAGGAAUUUUCACUCAAAUCUUGAAAAGUGAAAGUAUUCCAAUUAUUUCACUUGGGAAUUAAGUAUAUGAAUGUUUACUUUCAGUUCCAGUAAUACUUUCUGAAACCCAAAAUUUACUUUUCAUGUUUUAAUUUAAGCUCUAAGAAGCUAAUCUUUAGCAACAAAAAUAGCAAUUUUAAUUUCUUUAAAAAAUAAUUUUUCCCCUAUAUGUUUAAAGCAUGACCAUAGUCCUUCAUAUAAAAAUUCUAGUUUGUACAUUUCUUUUAUAAACAAUUACAUGUUACUUGGGGAUCAUUCCUUUCUUCCAUGCUUCCUCCAUAAAGCUUGAUAAGUCUGGGGUGUAAUCUGUAAAAAAAUAGAUGUAUAAUUAUUUCAUCAACCUAUCAUUUUCACCCAUAUACCUACUGAGUAUGGUACAUAAUACCUAAUCCCAAUCUAACGAUAGCUACCAAACCUAUAUUCGUGGCAGAGCCGCAAUCUUAUAAACUGGGGGGCCUGAUAAGUCAGCACCAGUAAUUAUUGUGACAUCCAGGCAUUGUGCGUACAGUGGGGUGCUCCUGCACCCUUUCUCUCCACCUUGAGUCAUAAUGCUUACCAACAGUGAGUCUGCAUGGUCCUAAACUUGCCUGCACCAGUUGCCCCUGUUAAAUAGUAUGUAACAUUGUUCCUGCGUAAAGUAAGCUGAAGGCUUUGGAAAGAGUUGAGAGAAGCGCACUGCUGGAUACCAAGUGAUGAAGACUAGAGAUUUCAGUGUACCAAUCUGCAACUCAGAGGGCUUUCACCAGGUUAAGAUCUGGAUCCACUUUUAAAAUGACAAAAGUCAGUUGUAGACAUUAUCUGUAUAGUUUAGGGAGAAUGGUAAUUUGAAAUGCCAAGAUAGAGACUCAGAAAAUCUGGUGAUGAGUCUAUACGAAAAUGCGUUGGCUGUAUGUAACAAUGGGUGAAUAAAUGUAAAGUUACACUUUAUUUAUUAAAAUUGUACAUCUUUUAAUGCUUCCCUGACUUAUUAAAAAAAUAGUUUUGUAUCUACUGGUGGACAUUAAAGGUGGUGAAAUAAUGAC
Molecule: messenger RNA, 6262 nt
Organism: Zalophus californianus (California sea lion)
Lineage: Eukaryota; Metazoa; Chordata; Mammalia; Carnivora; Otariidae
Gene: ITGA4
Product: integrin subunit alpha 4
Exons: 28
Coding region: 140-3241 (1033 amino acids)
Biological process (GO): cell-matrix adhesion; cell adhesion mediated by integrin; cell-cell adhesion
Cellular component (GO): external side of plasma membrane; integrin complex
Molecular function (GO): integrin binding
Source: RefSeq, a predicted model, not a curated record